This is a messenger RNA of Miniopterus natalensis, 378 nucleotides long. Its product is annotated as histone H2B subacrosomal variant-like. Gene Ontology annotation, cellular component: nucleosome. The record is from RefSeq and is a predicted model, not a curated record. NCBI's taxonomy places the organism in Eukaryota, Metazoa, Chordata, Mammalia, Chiroptera, Miniopteridae. Gene Ontology annotation, molecular function: structural constituent of chromatin; protein heterodimerization activity; DNA binding.
AUGGCCAAAUCCACUACCAAAAAGAAUAAGUGCUCCAGAAACCGAAGAAGCUCCAGAAAGAAAUCACAUCCCUGUGCUGAUUUUAACCGAAAUUAUUCACUCUACAUCCGCAGGGUCCUGAAAGAAGUGGAUCCCCAGAAAAGCAUAUCAUCUGACACCUUGGACAUCAUGAACUCCGUGAUCAACGACAUCUUUGAGCGCAUUUCUACACAAGCCUACAAUCUGAUGUGUUUCAGAAACCGCUGCACCCUCACCCAUGAAGAUAUCCAGAAGGCCAUGUAUAUGCUGUUUCCUGGGAAGCGUGCUAAGUACGCAGUGACUUUUGGAAGUGAAGCUGUCCAAAGAUAUGCCCACUCCAAAAACAACUCUCCAGCUUAA